This is a messenger RNA of Penicillium nucicola, 303 nucleotides long. RefSeq lists its product as uncharacterized. The transcript is spliced from 2 exons. NCBI's taxonomy places the organism in Eukaryota, Fungi, Ascomycota, Eurotiomycetes, Eurotiales, Aspergillaceae. The coding region runs from base 1 to 303 and encodes 100 amino acids. The record is from RefSeq and is a predicted model, not a curated record.
AUGGCAGACGGCAUCACCAACACUCAGAAAGCCCACGGUCAAGGGUCUGCCGGAACUCACAACCAGCCCCAGAUGAAGAAAUCCUCGAGCUCUAGCAACAACCGCACCCAUACAUCAACCAUGGCCACCCUCAUAGACGAGUUGGACUACCACCGCGAAUUUCUGGACGACAUGGUUGCCGUCAUGCGUGAUGGCAACGCAGACUCGGUCCAAUCCCUGGUGACUCUUAUCCGCUCGGGUGUGUCCAAGCUCCAGAUCCACCAAGCGGUCCAGAAGCUCAAGAACGAGGAUCCCCACGCCUAG